AUGAUUAACUUCCUGUUGUCGUGCGAUACGUACACUCUCUCGGUGACCGCGCUGCUGAUAAUCGUGGUCUUGUACUGGGUGUUCGAGGUGCACUAUUUUGCCCGGACGCUGUGGUGUGCGACCAUGUGCCGGAUCCUGAAGAAGUACGUGCACAUAUUGGACACCACAUCGUACUCUUCGGCGUGCCUGACCACGGACGUGGACUUCCUGCUGUUCCACAUGAACAACUCGAGGUACCUGCGGGAGGUGGACUUCGCCCGGACAGAGUUCUACACGCGCACCGGGCUGUGGACGGCGAUCCGGGAGAAGGGUGGGCUGCCCGUGCAGGGUGGUACCAGCAUCCGGUACCGGAAGUUCAUCCGGACGUUCAGCCUGUACAGCAUAUCGUCCCGGAUCAUUUACUGGGACCGAGACUCCAUUUACAUGGAGCACCGGUUCGUGAGCCGGGGCGACGACUUCGUCAACGCCAUCGUGCACUGCCGGCAGAGGGUGAUCAACUGCGACGUCGAGGUGUUGAUGGGUGAGUUGCUGGCCAAAGGCGCCAAGGAGAGGCCCGGCGACCUGCAAGAAGCGCCCAGGAUAAAGCCCGAGUGCCCGUUGGAGAUCCACCACUGGAUUCAAGCGAACCUUGUGUCCAGCGCCAACCUGCGCAACGGAAACUGA
This is a messenger RNA of Macrosiphum euphorbiae (potato aphid), 663 nucleotides long. NCBI's taxonomy places the organism in Eukaryota, Metazoa, Arthropoda, Insecta, Hemiptera, Aphididae. The record is from the annotation of a GenBank genome assembly.